ACACUGUCAAGGACUAAACACAAAUAUGUUGGAUAAAAGAUUGAUUGUAGAUGGUACUGAAGUGAAGCUGCCUGAUGGAUGUCCAGCUGUUUAUUUUCUAUAAAGUGAAGUGAACUUAUUCCUGUCUCCUGCCUGCAUUAUUCCCAACCCGAUCCUGAGUGACUAAGAACCCAUUUCUACCUCUUACAGUAUCAAACAUAGCAAACUACAAUCUUUUAUCCAACAUAUUUGUGUUUAGUCCUUGACAGUGUCAUCAACAAAACUGAUUGAAUGUUCAACCAACUCUUUUUCUCCAGAGUCUGUGCGGCUUGUGGAUGGAGCUGGUCUCUGCUCUGGGAGAGUGGAGGUGAAGUCCAAUCAGUCCUGGGCCUCAGUGUGUGAAGCUGACUUUGACCGGCAGGAUGCAGAGGUAGUCUGUAGGGAUGUUGGCUGUGGGGCUCCUGCAGCUCUACAGGGGGCUCUAUGGAGGAGGUGAGGGUCAGACCUGGGAUAAAGAGUUCCAGUGUAAAGGCAAAGAGUCCCUUCUCCUGGACUGUGACACCUCAGACAGAGAGAACAACACCUGCCUACCUGGUAAUGCUGUUGGACUCACCUGCUCAGAGCCUGAUGAUGUGAGGCUGGUGGGACGAGGCAGUCGCUGUGCUGGUGGAGUGGAGUGGUACGACCAGAGAGAGUGGAGGAUUGUGGGAGCUGAGGACUGGAACCAGAGGAAUGUAGCUGCAGUAGUGUGUAGACAGCUGGGUUGUGGCUCCACUGUUUCAGUACUACCAGGAAACACCACUGUAGGGAUUAGAGUUUCCUGUGAUGGGUCUGAGUCUUCACUGAGGGAGUGUUUAAGAAGUUAUGAUCUCCUUCCUGGACUCACAGUGAUCUGCUCAGAUCUCCUGGUCCAGCCUGAUAUCUUCCUGACUGACCCAAUGGGAGGGGUCUUCAGGGGCCACCAGGGGCCCGAGAUGUUCAGGGGCUACAACUUCACCAUCACCUGCUCCACUCAGCCACAGUACCCAGGAGGCUCCUUCCUCCUCACGUUCACCGGCUCCAACAGAACCCAGACCCAGCCAGCUGUCAAUCACUCUGCUGCCUUCCUCUUCCCUGCUGCAGAUGACUCCCACCAAGGGAACUACAGCUGUGUUUAUGACAAUUAUGUUUUCUCUCAUAACUUCUCCUCUGAGAGUGAGCUCCUCUCCCUCACCAUCACAGCCUCUCCUCUGCCAGCCUUCAUCAUCAGACACGUUGUAGUGCUGCUGAUCCUACUGACAGCCAUCACCACCUCCUACCUGUACUACAAGCCCACCAGGAGGCAGAAGAGAGUGAACAGGGUGAGCAGCAUGGAUCUUUAUGUCAAUGACAUGGAGAUGGUCUCUCUGAGCUCCAGAGCUGAAGCUGGACCGGGAGAGGAGAGAGCAGCCCAGGGGACGGAGUAGGAGUAGAAUGAAGCUGACCCUACAUGCUGAUCUUAGGUCAGUUUUGUGUUUUAAAUCAAUGGUCAGCAGUGGACUGGUGUUUAAAAUGUUGUGACAAACCUGAAGUGGUUCUAAUUUUAAUAACAAGUUCAGAAUUAGUUUCUCUUUCUAGAACCU
Molecule: messenger RNA, 1580 nt
Organism: Oncorhynchus tshawytscha (Chinook salmon)
Lineage: Eukaryota; Metazoa; Chordata; Actinopteri; Salmoniformes; Salmonidae
Product: deleted in malignant brain tumors 1 protein-like
Exons: 5
Coding region: 423-1424 (333 amino acids)
Cellular component (GO): membrane
Source: RefSeq, a predicted model, not a curated record